AUGGCUGGGCGAAGCAAAUAUAAUUCUAGACUCCCUGAUGGCCGAAGGAGUGUAUACUGGUCGAACAACCCGGCCUGCUCAUUUGCAUAUGCCUUGACACAUGUUGGUGCGCGAAAGGUUCUGGAGCUAACGGGCUCUGCUCAGGACAAAGCCUUUGACGUGAAGAUGAUGGGAGAGUGCAAAGUCGGGAAUCUGAAAUGUAUUUCGGUCGUCCCGGAAGUAAUUCAUCAAUACUUCCCGGCCGAGGAAUAUGGUGUGAAGAGCCUGGUUGAUAUUGGUAAUGGUGAGGUUGCGGGGCCUUCAGAUGCGAUUUUUGAAUCCACCAAAGGCUCCACAGAAAACAUUCUUUACAGUGCUCGGUGUCAGUCUCUAUGGGGAGAGACCUGCCUUCGACAAUAA
Penicillium subrubescens is the source of this 399-nucleotide messenger RNA. RefSeq lists its product as uncharacterized. Bases 1 to 399 code for a protein of 132 amino acids. The record is from RefSeq and is a predicted model, not a curated record. NCBI's taxonomy places the organism in Eukaryota, Fungi, Ascomycota, Eurotiomycetes, Eurotiales, Aspergillaceae. The transcript has a single exon.